Magnolia sinica is the source of this 2665-nucleotide messenger RNA. RefSeq names its product disease resistance protein At4g27190-like. The record is from RefSeq and is a predicted model, not a curated record. The transcript is spliced from 3 exons. Bases 71 to 2665 code for a protein of 864 amino acids. NCBI's taxonomy places the organism in Eukaryota, Viridiplantae, Streptophyta, Magnoliopsida, Magnoliales, Magnoliaceae. Gene Ontology annotation, molecular function: ADP binding; protein binding.
CUUCAUCUGCUCAUUUGAGAUACAGCAUCGACCAUCCAACAGUACUCAAUAGCAACGAUUAAAAGGCCACAUGCUGAGGUGUACGAUUUGCACUGUCCAUGUUCUAACCAGGAGCAACCAACUAUUGGUCCAUAAUCAAGCUUUCUUCUCAGAACUGAAGUCAUAUUCACAGGCAUUAUUUCUGGCAGUAGUUUCAUUUCAUUCCUCUGCUACCUUCAAAAACGCCAUUACUUGCCCAUCCAUCCAUCUGUCCAGAAUGGAUUUCUUGGGUCCAGUUGUGCAGAUCAUUCUCUUCUUCUGGGCUCCCGUUUCUCAGCAGAUCGGUUAUCUCAAACACCUUAAUAACAAUGUAGAGACAUUGAAGAAGGAAACGGAAGAACUACAAGACAAGCGUCACCAAAUUCAAGCCGACGUCAACCAUGCUAUAUCAGUCGGAAAGACACGGGUUCGCCUUGUGGAGAGCUGGCUUGUGGACGUCACCAAUAUCGAAGCUCAAGUCGAUGAUUUAAGAAGGGAAUUCGAGCAACCUAGAACGUGCUUGAACGGUUGUUGCACCAAUCACUUCUCUCGCUACAAGCUGGGCAAAAGGGUCGUUAAAAAGCUCAAAGAUGUGGAAAUCCUCAAAGCUAAAGGGGUCUUCGAUAAGGUGGCUGAGAGCCCUCGCCGGCCGCCAGUGUUGGAAAUGCAACCCUCGCUGCCACGGGUACAGCAAAGCAAGUCCGAGGAAACCAUGGAGGAGAUAUGGGAAUGCUUACACGACGAGGAAAAUGGCAUCAUAGGCGUUUAUGGGAUGGGCGGAAUAGGGAAAACCACUCUCAUGAAAGCCAUAAACAAUAAGUUCAUCGGAACUGAUUACUUCAACAUCGUGAUUUGGGUAACUGUGUCCAAUGACCUCAACUUGGGAUUAAUCCAAGAGCAAAUUGGAAAGAAGUUGGAUAUCAUGUUCGGCGAUAACGAAGAUAUGGCAGAGAAGCGGGACAGGCUGUUUAUUCGGUUGAAGAAUGUGAGGUAUCUGAUCAUCUUAGAUGAUCUAUGGGAAGCAUUUAGUUUGGAUCAAGCUGGAAUUCCAAAGCCAGACAAGAAAAACAGAUGCAAGAUCGUGAUAACGUCCCGAUCCGUCGCAGUGUGUAAUGCAAUGGUGGCUGAUAAGUUUAUUAAAGUCAGAGCUCUUACACAUGAGGAAGCGUGGAAUUUGUUCUGUGAAGGAUCUGGGGAUGUAGUUCUGUCAUCAGAGAUUCGACCGGUAGCUGAGAAGGUUGUAAAGGAGUGCAGCGGAUUACCACUUGCAAUUAAGACAGUGGGACGGGCCAUGCAUGGCAAGGAAAGGAAAGAGGUAUGGGAGAAUGCAUUGAGGGCAUUGAAAGGAUCAUCACCUGAGGUUCGAGUUAUGGAGCGUGAAGUGUUUCUUCCUUUGAAACUUAGUUAUGAUUACUUAGAGAAUGAAGAGAUAAAAUCUUGUUUCCUGUAUUGCUCAUUGUUUCCGGAAGAUCAUGAAAUACCAAUAGAUGAGCUAGUAAGAUGUUGGGCCGUGGAGGAAGGAUUUAUAGAAAAUGUGAAUAACUUGGAAGAAGCAUCAAACAAGGGACACGACAUCCUUGAAAGAAUCAAGGACGCAUGCCUCUUGGAGAAAGGGUCGUACGGAAAUGAAUUUGUUAGGAUGCAUGAUUUGCUCCGUGACUUGGCUAUAUGGAUCACUUCAACAUCGUCGUCGAAAUUCCUUGUGAAAGCCGGGGAGGGACUAGAGCAGCCACCAGAAGAGAAAAUGUGGAGAGGGGUUGUAAGGAUUUCAUUGAUGUUCAGCAAGAUAAAACAUCUCCAAAUUACGCCUGAUUGUCCUAACUUGGUCUCCUUGUUCCUCAAUCGAAACAGUCAAUUACGUACCAUUCGCAGUAAUUUCUUCGAGCUCAUGCCAAAACUACAGAUCCUUGAUCUAAGUGAUACUGGCAUUGAAUCUCUCCCGAUGUCAUUAUUGCAAUUGGUGAAUCUACGUGUGCUCAGUCUAAGAUACUGCAUGCAUCUAGUGGAGGUGCUGCCAUUGGGAAAGCUGAAGGAACUCCAAAUUCUUGAUCUCUCAAAUUCUAGACUCAGAAACUUCCCUCAAGGCAUUGCAAGCUUGGUUAAACUCAAGAGGUUGGAUAUAUCAUUGACUUCAUUCACUGCAGUUCCCUUCACUAUGAUAUACGGGCUACCUAGUCUGGAGGAAGUAAGCAUGUGGCGUUUGAAGGAAAACGUGGACGGAGCUACUUUCGGUGAGGCUGUGAACAUGAAACGCCUGACAUCUUUACGUAUCAGUUUGUCCAAUCUUAAUGGCUUCAUCGCACAUGAUACGUUCCAUCGAUGGUUUUCGGGCUUGACAAGUUUCCAUGUUAUGGUUAACAAUAUUACACCUUACCCGCCUUUCUCUGAUAAGCAGAUAAGCAUUUGUGAAUGUGACAAAUUCCCAUGCGGGAUUGAGGGGUUGACAAAACAUGCAGUCUCUUUAUACUUGUGUGGAAGCAAAGGUUUAACAAGUCUUUCUAAGUUCCAAGGCGAUUUAAAGAGCUUAAGAAAACUUGAAGUCAUUGAAUGCAGUGGAGUGGAAUGCAUUAUAGACUGGAGAGAGGUUGGAUAUGAUGCAUUCCAAUGUUUACAGAGUUUGGAACUCCUUGAUUUACCAAACUUGUAG